AUGUCUUCCCAUAAGCCGCUGAUCAUCGACGUUGGUGCCCAGUCGCAAAAUACGCCAUCUUCGUUUGCUGAGAAGGAACGAGGAAACGCAACCUGGCACACUCUCUUGUCUUCACCAGGAACAAAAACUACUUCACUUACUGGAGGCAUUGCGACAUGUCCUCCUCAAGGAACCUUAGCACUGCAUCGCCACAAGCAAGCAGAGCUCUACUACAUUCUAUCUGGGUCUGGAGAAGUUCAAGUUGAAGGAGAAAGAUACCCAGUUUCCAAGAAUAAUCUUGUUUGGAUACCAGGAGAUGCAGAGCAUGGAGUGUUCUGCAGCGACAACGAGCUGAGCUGGCUUUACGUUUUCCCCGAGGAUAGCUUUGAUAAUAUUGUGUAUCGAUUCACUAGUGAGGUGAAGGAACUUGCUGGAAAGAUCAAAUCCAAGCUAUAG
Molecule: messenger RNA, 435 nt
Organism: Fusarium oxysporum Fo47
Lineage: Eukaryota; Fungi; Ascomycota; Sordariomycetes; Hypocreales; Nectriaceae
Product: RmlC-like cupin domain-containing protein
Exons: 1
Coding region: 1-435 (144 amino acids)
Source: RefSeq, a predicted model, not a curated record